Messenger RNA from Protopterus annectens (West African lungfish), 982 nucleotides. It is a transcript of the gene RELL1, whose product is annotated as RELT like 1. The transcript is spliced from 7 exons. Gene Ontology annotation, biological process: positive regulation of p38MAPK cascade. Lineage: Eukaryota; Metazoa; Chordata; Ceratodontiformes; Protopteridae. Bases 179 to 955 code for a protein of 258 amino acids. Gene Ontology annotation, cellular component: plasma membrane. The record is from RefSeq and is a predicted model, not a curated record.
AAAUGCGGAAAUGGUACAACAGCGUCACCUACUCUGAAAGGCAUACAGUUGGAAGGGACGGGUGAGGAAAUCUGAAGUGAUGCAUUGUUAGUCUUUAUCAGCGGUUGUGUAUUAUUUUGGAAUUGUGGUUAUUCAGUACAGUGUUGAAUCUUGCGGUAUCCUCUUGUGGCAAGUCAGAAUGAGCAUUGUGACAAAUCCAACCUCUGCAACUCCGGGAACUGGUAAUGGAGUGUCUGGUAAUGGAGUGUAUGUGGCCUUCAUAUUACUGGCAGUGUUUUUUAUCACUGGUCUGUCUGGCAUUCUUCUCUGUCAUCUGCUAAAAAAAAAGGGGUACCGCUGCACAACAGAUGCAGAGACUGAAAUAUGUGAAGAGAAACCUACAGAGGCUGAGAAAGCAGAAACGUAUGACUCAUUCAGCGAAUGUAAUGCUGAUACUGUAGGGCAAAUCGUCCACUAUAUCAUGAAAAAUGAAGCAAAUGCUGAUAUGUUGAAGGCUAUGGUUGCAGAUAACAGCACUGUUGGAGAUGGUAUCCUUGAAGCUGAGAGCCCAUUAAGUCCUAAUACUCCAAAUUCACCAACCACUCCUGGAUCUCCUGUCAGUCCUGGCAUUCCUGGCUUAACUCCAACUAAACACACUUGCCGUGGGCAUCAUCUGCACACUGUUGGUGGAGUUAUUGAAAAGGAUGUUUGCACACGCUGUUCCCACAAAAGAUGGCCGUUGAUGAGACAAAAUAGCAAGACUAAGGAAGUAAGAAAGAGCCGUCCUGGAGAAACUACAGUGCUGUCUGUAGGAAGGUUUAGAGUCACAAAGACUGAUGUCAAAUCCCAUCCAAGAGAAAGAAAAGCCUUAACUUCUGAGUCAGCAGAUGGGGAAAUACCUACUUCUCCAGUGAAAACAGGAGGGAAACAAAAAAGUGAUGUACAAACACCGACAAGAAAAAGCCCUGAAAAGUGAUUUUUGUAAGGUAAGUGUGUAAAAGUU